AUGGCUAUGUUAUAUCACAUAACAACAAACAAACCAUUUUGUGGAGGCGCUUUGCUGACAUCAAACUGGGUUGUGAUUGCUGCACACUGCAUUAACAAGUCAAAAGUUAACGAAAAUACGCUCCAGGUAUACAUCGGAAAACAUGAAGCAGUUGUAGUUGAAAGUGGAAUUAUUGUGGACGAAAUUAUUGUGCAUCCUGAUUAUAAUAAAACAGUGUAUGAUGCAGACAUCGCUCUUAUUCGAUUGACGGAACAUGUUGUUUUCACAGAAACGAUCAAGCCAGUGUGCCUGCCGUCAGUAGAAAAAGCUAAACAGUUGCUUCAACCAAACACAUACGGUACUGUUAUAGGAUGGGGUGAUACUGGGGAACAGGGACAAUCCAGCACACGUAAUAUACUACAGGAGGCAAAGAGAUCCAACCUUGCCUCGUUCACACCGGCAGCAGCACGGGACAUGUCACACAUGUUCAUGAAAACAACAAAGUUUCUAGCUUCUGAAGGUCACAAUCAGACACUUCUCUCGGGCAGUGAAUGA
Molecule: messenger RNA, 534 nt
Organism: Saccoglossus kowalevskii
Lineage: Eukaryota; Metazoa; Hemichordata; Enteropneusta; Harrimaniidae
Product: coagulation factor X-like
Source: RefSeq, a predicted model, not a curated record